CUUCGCGCCAGAAUCGUUAAAAAAUGAAUUUGUCAAAUGUAUUAUGUAUAAAACUGUCGUAUAACGUAUUGUUGGGAAGAUAAAAGUGGUGAUUUACGCACUAUUAAAUAGAACUUGAAAUAUCAGAUAUGCCCGAAGAACAGUCUCUCACAAGUGCAAGCCUUGAACGGCUGUUAGACGUAAUGGAGGAUUAUACCUUAGAAGAAAAUAAUUAUCAGAGCAUUCAAAAAGCUUUGGAGUUAACAGAUAGUGUGUCUAUACAAGCAAUUAAAAAGUUAUUAUUGAUAUGUGUUUGUGAUCUUAAAGAAGACGUAAACUCUACUUUAAAUGGCCUUAAUAUUUUACGGACGCUUUUAAUGAAAAUUAAGGUAAAACCAUGUUUACCUCUGCCAGAUCUUUUGCCUUCAGCCAUAGUUGUUCUAAGAAUGUUAAAAACCACAGCAUUGUUCAACAAAGUGGAAACUCUCAAGAUGUUGUGUUUCGAGAUUAUGUCUCUGUAUCCCGAUGAAACACUUAUAGCGUUAGUUGUAGAUCAGUCUAAUGAACUGAUGGAACUUUUUAAUUUGUAUUGCCAUCAAAGGAUACCACCAGAAAUUAGAAUACAGCCUCUAUGUUUGGUAACAACUUUACUGAAGAUAUUGCCACCAGACAAGAAGGCAACUUUUGUCAAAGAAGGUCUAAAUAUUUGGUUCUCAAAGAUUAUACCUACAGUAAUGCUAUGUCCUACAAAUAAAAAUGUUCUUGAGACAUUGGAAUUAUUAACAGAAGAAAUUGUUAAAUUUGAGUACACCGACAAUCAACACUGGAAAAAUGUCUUGACAUGUAUCUACACACCACAAAAGUAUCCAUCUGUUAUGAAAUCUUUACUGGAACAAGGAAAUGAAGCUUGGCAUAGGGUAUGGAUAGUUUUUAUAAAACUAUUGAAAAGCCAAAUAACAAAAAACACAAGUACUGUUGGGAGUCCUAUCAAUUCAAUGCUUCCAGUUGUCGAGACAGCUUUUAAAAUGGAUGUACAGAACAGAUGCAGGGCUUUUAAAUGUUGGAAUGUCUUAAUUGACAAUUUCUCAUCGGAGACGAAUGAAGUUUAUAUAAAUAAAAGGAUAAAACUACUUAUUAUCCCGCUUCUGUCGAAUAAUGCUAAAGUGGAGGAAACAGCUUUAGCUAAACUGAAAACUUGGUGGCAUUUGAUAAAGUGCUUCCAUUCAAAUAUGAAUAAUUUUUCUCAAACUAUACUGGUACCGUUUUUACAUUUCUGCUUUGGGAAACCAGUUUCGGAUAAACCAGUCAUUAUACCUGGUAUGAUAUCAAAUGUUACGAAGACUGAAUGUGUUAAAGUGUUUAUUAAUGUAGUAGGUCACGGCAGUUGUAAUGGCUGUGUGGAAUAUCCAAAAUUAAGUGAUAAAAUUAUCGACCCUAAAGUGAUUGUUAGCCAUCGAUUAAUUUGGAUACAUUCACUCACUGCUGCUUUGAGGAUUUGCAUUGAAAAUGAUUUUAAACAGGAACAUAUUGAAUGUGUUUGGAAGGCAUCUCUUAUGACAGUUGGUGAAAUCUCAGAGGGCAAUGUUAGGAGAGACAUCUUCAAUCAAGUACUGGCAAUCUUAGAAAAGUUACCUAGGGAUGGCAAUAGAAGAGAUGCUGAAGUUAUUAAUAAUAUUUUAAUUCCUAUAUUGUUUGAAAAUAAUGAUAAAAUCAGACCUUUGUUGGAAACUGGUAAUGAUGAAGACUCUCCUGUUACAAAAAUCAUUGCUACAUUGAGGCUUUCAAUAUCAGAUACAGGUCCUGGACCGAAUGUAGCUAAAUUGAGAUAUGUGACAGAUUAUCUUGUAGAUGAUGCAUUCAAAACAUCAAGUCACACAAUUGAAUGCCUGUUAAAGGACUUGUCAUCAAAUAAUGUAUCAAUAUGGAUUGCUUUGUCACAAUCAAUUUGUGAACAAAAAUACAGUUUGUGUUCAAGGACGCUAUGUAAAAUGCUUCUCUGGCCAUUCAAUUAUUUAGACGCGUUUGUAAAGAAUAAUGAAGCAACUUCUUCUUGGAUUGAGUUAUACAAAUUUUUGUAUCCAACGCUCCAUAUGACUACUUUGUCUACUGAUAUACUGAAUGCACUGUUGGCUUUGAAUGGUACCAAAUAUUCAAGAAUAUUUGUAUUAGAUGUUAUUUUACUGUUAUUGCAACAAAAAUUAGACACUCCAGAAGCCACUAACAUUGACAAAGAAGCUCAAUUAUUGUACAAAUCAGUUUGUAAUUUAAACGAAACAGAUUUCCCUUCUAUUCUACCAACAUUGUCAAAUAUCAUUGUGAAUAUAUGUAGCAGUGUUAAGAAAAAUAUUAAUGAAAAAAUUGCCAAAACAACUGUUUUAACGGCUGCUAAUGUAUUGAAGAAAAGUCUUUCUAUAUCAGAAUCAAGCAGUGACAUGUCGUUUGUUAUCAAUAAUUUGAAGAAAAUGUUGGAAUCUUUGGACAUGAUGUUCGAAAUGGAAAAAUAUAGCGAUCUCAAAUUAUUGCUUGUAGAUGAUUUAAAAAAUAUAGCACAUAUUCUCAAAAAGGAAGAGAAAGUGAAUAAAAUUACUGAAGUAAUUCACAAAGCAUCUAACAAAAAUGAUAAGUUUAGUGAACUUGUAAAAACUUUUGAAAAUGACGAUCCUAAAAAUGUAGAAAGUAAUAAAUUGCGGUCAAAGGAGAAGCCUUCUACGCCGAGUAAUAAAGUAUCAAAUAAAAAUAAAAAGAAAGAAACGAGUAUUGUGAAUACGGUUGUUGAAAAUGGGGAAGAAUUUGUAGUAGUCAAAUCAAAUUGGAAAUUCAAUCCGCGUAAGUUAACGGACAAUCAGAAAGAAAAAUUACAAAGAAAGAGAGAAGACAUUCCGGCUCUGUACCAAGAUUUGUCGCAAUCUCAGGACGAUUUCAAACUAACUGCGUGGAAAAGCGAUUCAAUGGAUACCUCUACCGGAAGUAAGUCUGCUAGUGUACAAGGCAAUGAAGACGCAAAAACCAUACUGAAAAACAUACCAAACAAUGAAUUUGUACCAAAAAUGUUAGAAAAUAUAAUAGAUAAGGAAAAAGAUUCGAAAACUAAAGCCGACAGUGAAAAUGAGUCUGUUAAAUUAAAAAAUAAUGAUAAAAUAACUAAAAUCACAAACAAAGUCGCAAAAUCGCCGCGCAUGGCCUUAAAGGAUCGUGUUUUUCGCAACGUUCGAAAUUUAAUCGAGAAAUCGAACGUAUCAGAGAACGAAAAUACUUCUAAUAUAAUGGGAAAUGUUUCAAAAACACCAUCAAUGACGAAAACAAAGCUUACGACCAAUCUCACUAACUCUGCGCCAUCGCAUAUCAAUGCUGAUAGACCAACACGCGUUAAAAGAAAACCUAGGAAGUUCGAUGAUCUACAAAUAUUUUCGUUAAAGAAAAGACGUUACUCUGCUGGUCUCAGUGAUUCCCCAUCUGAUGGAGAAAUUACAGAUAGUCCAGUAGAAGACGUUAAUGCUGCGACAGUUUCUAAAGAUAAUAACGUCAAAGAGCCUAUUGAUCCAAAAGAUAAUGAAGGGGAAAAUAUUGAUGAAGACUCGUCAGCCAAACAAAGUUCUAAGGACAUCAAAACCGUUGAACAAAAGGAUGAUGCCUGUGAUGGUGGUAAAAAAAUUGGAAAAGAAGAAUCUAUUGAGAUUACAGAAACAUGUCAAGAAAAUCGAAAUACUGAAGAGGGCCAAACAAGUGACGUCGCAAAAACGGAAAAGGAAAUAGAAGAAACUCCUUCUCAGUCUCAGGAUACAGAACUUAGCACACCCAAAGCUUCUGAAAAAAAUAAAGCAACCGAUGCCCCUAAGUCAUCAAAUAAAAAAUCGACUAAAAAGUCUAGAAUUGAAAAGGAGUUAGCCAUAGACAUGGUUGAAGGUCAUCCAUUCUUACAAGUGCAGUCGGAGAAGAGAUUGACUAGGAAAGCCAUUUUAAACACCCCCUGCACCAGAAAGAACUUGUCAUCAAAAUUGAAUAAAAAUAAAUCAGAACCCAAAAGUGCCAAAAGAGCCGAAAAGAAAGCGAAAGAUCUAAACGUUUCCUUAAAACAAACUCAAAAUGAAGUUGACAUUGUUGAAACGCAGGAUGUUAUAGAAAGUUCCCAAGAAUCUACUGUCUCUACCGUGUCUGUAAAGACACCGAAGGGUAUUACAAAUAAAUUGCCUAUCGUGUUACUAGAUAACAACUCAUUUGUGGGCGAACAGUCACAGAAUAUAUUGUCGGACAGCAAUUGUGACGUCCCCACUGACAUCACAGAAGAUAUCGAGUUACCUCGUAAUAAAACAAAAGAAAACCUUGUUAUAGAUUUAACAGAAAAUAUGGACACAGAAACAUUUGAUAAAUCCUCGGAGGACGUCAUUACCAUUAAUGACGAAGAUGAAUCGAUUAUGGGAGAAAAUAAAAAUGAAACUGUGAUUCUGGAAACACAGAUUGCGGCGGAAGCUGACACAGAAUCGCUGGACCCAAAUGUAUUAAUGGGUUUUAAUGAACAAGAAUCACUUACAAAUACAGGCGAAAAUAUCUCAGAAAACAAUAAAAGUGCAAGUAAUGAAGAUUUAGAUAUUGAUGUCACCAAUGCCUCGACUGUUGCAACUCCUGAGGAUGUAACCAAAACUAUGACUGAUUCAAUGUUAGUGGAAGUUCAAACUGACGAGGCUUGCUCUUCAUUCAAAGAUGAAGAACAAAGGAAAAAAGAUUUCCUCAACAACACGCUUGAAAUAUCUCCUAUAAAAACUUUAAGCCCGUGUAGAGAUAAAAAAUCUCCAUCGCCGGAAACAAGUAGUGAUUACGUUGUUGUUAAACUGUCUUCGCCAGUGAACAUCAAUGGCGAGCCAAUCAGUAAAUGUGAAUCGCCUGAGAUCUUCACAGAGGAUAAAGAAUCUCUGGACGCGAGAGAUCUUUCACCACCGAGAGAAGAAAUCAAUGUUACUAAUUCUAGUCCAAGAUCAUCUUUGUCAUUAAAGAAAAAUAAACCGCAAGUGCGCCAAGGCGGUCGGGGGGCGCAAAUGCUCGGUUUAUGUGUCCCAGAUAGAAUACAAACUAUCAUUACUUCUGAAAAACCUUCAGAUACUGAAGAUACAAAAAAGAGUCCGUCGAUGAACACAUCAGCGAGGCGCAAUUUGAGGAUACUAUAUAACAGUUCCAGUGGUGAUAACAAUGAUGGGUCCGAAACGGAUAAGGAUGGUGAAGAGAGUACCACGUUUUUGAAAUUUGAAAGAUCUUUGCCAUCUGUAGACUGCAGUCCGUCCGUUCCCAUUUUAAAGAGAAAAUUGGCUGAAAUAACUGACGAAGCCACCGCCUCGCCGGCCAGCAAAAGAAAAAGAGUAAGUUUUCACGAUCCUCCUGUAUCUACAACUAUAUGCGUCAAAAAAUAUAUAGAACCGUGUGGCGUACGGUCACCUCAGAAUUCAGCUAUUAAAAGGCAGGAGAGACAAUUGCGUUCCCAGUUGCCAACAAGAUCACCAAAGAGGCUCGAUAAUGUUUUUAAGCUAGACUCAGUUCUGACUAAAACUAUAGAAAGCUUCAAUACUGAGUUAACUGAAGAUACUGCAGUGAGUUCCCCAGACGAGACAGCAGUGUUGGAAGUAAUUAAAACCAGUAAUAUAAAUGAUACGGAUCCAAUUUGUUUGGAAUUACUUGAUUGUGAAGACCCCGUCACUAAUAUUGCCGAAGAAUUGUCAUCGGUUACAACGACAACUUUACUGAUGAAAGAGUUUGAAGGAAAAGUCGCUAAAAUCGGGGACCUCGCAAGAAUGACUGAAUUGGAAAUAAACAGAUUUUCCAUAAAAGAACCCAAAAUUGAAUCCGUCAAAGGAGUAUUAAACAAAUAUGUUGCCAAUAAUGAAAAAUUAAAUGAUGAUAAAACUGAAAAAACCACUCCCUUAAAUGAAUCUAUAGUGUCUGAGGUUCCAUUUAAUUCCAUUGAAAUACAAACAAAUGAAGUGACGUCUGAAAAUAACGAAAUGCAAACAGACAAACAAGAAUUCAGCCUGAAUUGUACACAGACCGAUGAUAUAGAGACAAAUCAUUGUAGUUCACAAACAAAUGAAACAGGUUUUAGGACAACAGCAGAUAUUGUAACGAAUUGUUUGGCAGAAAGAAACGAUUUCGUAGAUAAUAUCUGUGUUAAUUUGGACGAAACUGCUAAACAGAAGAUAGCUGAAAAAUUGUCAUUCAACGCUCUUAGUGACGUGAUCAUGAAGAAAGUUAAUUCAUCCAACCGCAAUGACUUCCUCCACAGGAUAAUUAAAGACCAGAGCGUUCACAGUUCUACUAAUGGUAGCGGCGCUGACAAGAAACUGUCUGUAGUGCAGGAUUAUCUGUGCAGUUUCUUUGAGUCUAAAGAAUUGAUACUAUUUUGUAGUGAUUUAUUAAGGAAGGUACACGAGAAACCUUCAUAGCUGAUAGGUUUAUUACAUAUGUAUAUUAUUUUAAAGUUGAUCCUAGUUAAGAUUAAUUAUGAACUUUAGUUCAGAUCGGAGGCUGGACUUAUAGUUUUAAUGUUUAGCUUUAAAUGUUAAUUGUAAGUUAAUUUUUCCAAGGACAAUGAAACCAGGAUAUGUGUUUUAUCAAAACUAAUUUUAUUAAUUAUAAAACAAUUGAAAUAUUUACAAUAUUCAGUCAUGAGGUGUGACAGCGAUCACAUAUCAUUCAUACAAAUAAAUUUAUUGUCAUAAAAUGCAAGGCAAUUACGUUAUAGUAUGAACGAUUAUUUAUAGAACAUUUUCUUUUCCAUAUAAAAGGUACCAUAGAUAUUGGUACAUGGCAUCAGAAGUGUAUCACAUAAUAUUUACAGAAAUCUCUAGACAUUCAACCGUUAAAGCUUCGUUAAUCAAUGAUAAACUUAUACAAAACUUUAAAUACACACAUAUUUACACGUCUAAGGUACAAACCCGACCCAAAAUUAAAAAUAGUUAUCACACUAGAAACGUCUUUAACUUUUUUUUUUUUUAAAUAAGUUUAAUUAGCUCUAACCCUUUUUAUUCUGCCAGGUUAGAUAUGUAACGUUAAUGAUAGUUUAAGCAAGGACUGAAAUAGCGUUAUUCACAUACACCUUAGGAACUUGUAAGUUUAAAUAAAUUAUUAUAAAAUUUAUUGUGUUUAUUUAUUUUUAUUUAUUUUU
Danaus plexippus (monarch butterfly) is the source of this 7126-nucleotide messenger RNA. RefSeq lists its product as uncharacterized. Bases 129 to 6404 code for a protein of 2091 amino acids. The record is from RefSeq and is a predicted model, not a curated record. The transcript has 12 exons. Lineage: Eukaryota; Metazoa; Arthropoda; Insecta; Lepidoptera; Nymphalidae. Gene Ontology annotation, cellular component: nucleus. Gene Ontology annotation, biological process: telomere maintenance.